AUGACAACUCUAUUUGGACCAGAACGACCUGAUCUACUAAAAGAUGAACUUCUGCAUGAGAUCUUCAUUCAGACAGCACAAAACUUUCCCGAUAAAGUCGCUAUUCGUUGGCAAAAUGAAGAGAUUACCUAUCACCAGCUCUAUCAACGUGCAUCCUGUUUAGCUGCAGUUUUACAGCAAACAAAACACAUCGGUACAGGUGAUCGAGUAGCUAUAUGGCUGGCACGCUCAGCUCAGUUACACGUUACCAUUCUCGCUGUUUUGAUGACCGGUGCAACGUAUGUUCCAUUUGAUGCUGAUGCGCCCGAGGAACGUGUCAAUGAAGUACUUGAAGAUUUGCAAGUCGCACUUCUCCUUGUCGAUUCACGUCGUCCGAUAACACACCCAUCAGCAUUCAAUGUUGAACACGUAGUCGAGAAAAGUGAUAGUAUCUAUAAAAUUGCUCAAUUAACCGUAAAUACUCAUAGAAAUUUACCAGCUUAUAUCAUCUGUACGUCGGGUUCGACAGGCAAACCAAAAGCGAUUGCAAUCAGUCAUCAGAGUAUUUGCCAUUUCAUUCGCGCUGAUAAUGAAGCGAUGCAAAUCAAGUAUGAUGAUGUUGUUUAUCAGGGUUCUUCAGCUGCGUUUGAUAUGUUUCUUGAAGAAACAUUUCUUUCGUACUUUGUGGGCGCAACUUUGGUCAUCGCGUCUAAAACAGAUAUUUUAAAUAGUGACCAAUUACAUUUAUUCUUCAGUCGUCAUUCAAUCACGGUUUUGUUUUGUGUGCCAACGCUACUGCUUUUGAUGUCCGACGAUCCUGCAUUGAAAAUUCGUCUCAUCAAUACCGGCGGAGAAGCUUGUCCACAGACACUUGUUAAUCGGUGGUGGAAAGAAAGUCGGGUGAUAUUCAAUUCGUAUGGUCCUACUGAAAUAACAGUUGCUGCUACUGUGCAAUCUCUGCGUCCUGGCCAACCAAUUAGCAUCGGUGCUCCGUUACCUAAUUAUGUAUGUUGUUUACUCGAUGAGGAGACGGGUCAGCCAACUUCUAAAACAAUCGGUGAAUUAUGUAUACGCGGACCAGGUGUUGCUUUGGGUUAUGUUAAUCGUGAAGCACUGACUAAAGAAAAAUUCACGGAAUACGGUUAUCGCACAGGUGAUCGUGUGUCGAUUCAAAACGAACAGAUCUUUUUCCACGAACGAAUUGAUUCUCAAGUUAAACUUCGUGGUUUUCGUAUGGAACUUGAUGAAAUCGAACAGGAAUUACUCCGAUUAGAAGGUCAAGUUAUAUCUGCUGCUGUGGCUGUUGUUCAUGAGCAGUUGAUCGCUUUCGUGGUGGGCAACUUGACCGAAUCACAAAUGCGAGAAGAACUCCGACAACGGCUACCUUCUUACAUGGUACCUGAUCGAUUAAUUAAAGUCGAUGGAGCAAUGCCUCGAUUACCCAGCGGCAAAAUAGAUCGCAAAGCUCUCUUGUUAAUAGAUGACAUGAAAAAAUCAAAACUUACCAAAGUAGAAAUUAAUUCCAACAUUGCAGCAGAGCAUACUAUCAACGAGCCAAAUGGGAAUAGUCAAACAAUCGACGUUGUUAUUAAUACUUUUCAGAAGAGUUUUCCACAUCAACAAGUAAAGCCAAAUAAUGAUUUCUUCGUCGAUCUUGGUGGUCAUUCAUUGAUCGCCGCACUUACAAUCGCUGAGUUACGUAAAUACUUUCCCAGUGUUGCUCUGCACGAUUUGUACGAAUGCAAAACCGCAACUAAACUUGCUGAACGGUUAACUAAUCAAUCCAUUGAAAAGAAAAACGACGAAAACAUCGCGAAACCUUUUGCUGCUUACGUUAAACCUUCUCUGACAAGAAUCAUUCUGUGUAGCAUUUACCAGUUACUAGUAAUGUUGGUGCUCGGUACAAUUGCCUCCAUGGAACUUCUUUUACCAUACAUAACGUUUGUUUUACUGUUGCAUGAACAUGAUCUUGGCUAUGCAUGUCUUGUCGCCUAUGGAACACUAGUUGUUACAAUGAUAGUUCGAUACAGUUUUCCUGUUUUGAUCAAAUGGAUACUGAUUGGUCGAUAUAAAGAAGGUGACUUUCCGUUAUGGGGUUGGAUGUACCUGCGUUGGUGGACUGUCGAGCAAUUACGAAAUCUAGCUAUGGAAGAUGUAUUAGCGGAUAGCCCAUUAAUGAGUAUCUAUUAUCGACUUCUCGGUGCAAGAAUUGGCCGUAAUGUUCAUUUAGGCUCUAUCAGUUGUGCCGCACCUGAUCUAUUGGAAAUCGAUAAUGAAACAACCAUAUCAUCAGAAGUGCAUUUUCAGACCGCCUUUGUCGAAGAUUAUACGUUGAAAUUUCGUCGUAUUUGUAUCGAGAAAUAUGUUUAUAUCGGAAGUCGAAGUGUGCUAAAUGGGCAAACAAAAAUGAACGAUUAUUCUGAAUUAGAUGAUUUAUCCUUUCUGCCAUCUAAUACAUCCGUACCUACCGGUGAAAUAUGGCAUGGCUCGCCAGCUACCUAUUCGCAUAAUGUCGAUAUAGGAGCAUUGACUUACAGCACAACCAAGAAUAAAUUCAAAUCUCUAAUCACUCCAGUCAUUUUCACUGUGAUCGUUGUUUUCUUUAUACCAUUCUUCUAUUUUAUUCCAACGAUUCCAGGUCUUAUUCUCUUCGAAUAUGUAGAUUUAAAAUCAGUUAACGACUGGAUAGAAGUGUUUAUCUUCGGUGUUCCUGUUGGCAUCUUAUAUACAUGUUUAGUUAUUGUACAAAUUGUUGUUAUUCGCUUUUUGUUUAUUGGUACUCUAACGGUAGGUGUCUACAGUACGCAAUCAUUUGUUUACAUACGAAAAUGGUUAUUCGAUCGAGUUCUUGACAUUGCAUUACAUAUUAUCCAUACAUUUUAUGCUACGCUGUAUAUGGUACCUUUUCUCCGAACAUUAGGAAUGAAGAUUGGUAAUCGAUGUGAAGUGUCAACAGCGAUAGGAAUGGUUCAUUCAUUAGUUGAAAUUGGUGAUGAAUGUUUUAUCGCUGAUAAUGUUCUUCUUUGUGAUCCAUACAUUCGAUUCGGACAGAUGCAUUUACAAAAGACAACAAUUGGCAAACGUGUUUUCAUUGGGAAUACUGCAAUCGUUCCCGACGGAAAGCAAAUACCGAAUGAAUGUUUAAUUGGAUGCAUGUCUCUCGUUGCUGAUAACAUGCAAGCAAAACAAUCGUGUCUUGGUUCGCCGGCGUUUAUCUUGCCGAAUCGAGAACAAGUUACCAAUGAUAUUUCAGAAAAUUUGACAUACCAACCCAAUAUCUCUGUGAUAGCUCAACGUUUUUGUAUCGAUACGGUGCGUGUGUUUCUACCACGAAUUAUCAUUGUUCUAGAAAUCGGUAUAGCGACCCAAAUCUUCGAGCAAUUGGACGAGUCCGCUGAUUUUGGCUAUUCUUUAUUUCUUGUACCUCCUUUAUACUUCGCUAUACUUGCAAUACCAUCUACAUUGCUUUGUAUUGCUCUGAAAUGGUUACUGGUGGGAAAAUAUCGAACUAAUUAUUAUCCUCUAUGGAGCUGGUUCGUAUGGUUAUCGGAUUUCGUUACAGUCACUUUCGAACAAUUAGCUGUAGGACUUUUAUUGGAAUUUUUGCGUGGAACUUUCCUGAUCGCUCCCGUCUUGCGUUGUUUUGGUGUAAGAAUUGGCAAGUAUUGUUACAUUAAUACAGUUGAAAUUACUGAAUUCGAUUUAAUUAAUAUCGGCAAUCAGGUUGUGCUCAAUGCUGGAACAGAACUUCAAACUCAUUUGUUCGAAGAUCGUGUGAUGAAAAUGGCCGAAAUCAGUAUUGAAGAUCAAGCAAAUCUCGCCUAUUCAGCAAGAAUGUUACCCAAUACACGCUUAAGCACAGCUUCCAAAUUAGGACCAUUAAGUUUAGUAAUCAAAGGCGAAGCAAUUCCUCCUCGAACCUCUUGGCAAGGCAUUCCAAUUAGACAUUCUACUUGA
Molecule: messenger RNA, 3936 nt
Organism: Adineta ricciae
Lineage: Eukaryota; Metazoa; Rotifera; Eurotatoria; Adinetida; Adinetidae
Source: the annotation of a GenBank genome assembly